Molecule: messenger RNA, 626 nt
Organism: Caenorhabditis auriculariae
Lineage: Eukaryota; Metazoa; Nematoda; Chromadorea; Rhabditida; Rhabditidae
Source: the annotation of a GenBank genome assembly
AUGCAGGUCUCAUACAUGCUCCUGUCGGUUGUAUUGGCGAUGCUCUGCCUAGUCGUAAGUCCAUUCAAAGUCGUACCGCCGCGCGUCUUGUCGCCAGCCAAAAGCACAACAAGGCCCCAUAAACUUUUGCUCUCCCAACUCCACGAAUCCCUGCUUCGCAAACAGCUUCAAAGCCAGCCUCAGUUUGAUCGAGAGUCCCGUUUCAAGGCCCACGCCGUCCAGUAUGACUAUGAGCCAUUCGAGGCGUCCGUCGUUUCGAAGCGUCUUCGUGGCGAGCCGAUUCGCUUUGGCAAACGCUCACCGAGGGAGCCAAUCCGGUGGGUUAUUCGACGAUUUUUGUGAGAAAAAGCAAGAUGAUACAGAAGGAAGUAAGCUUUAAGUGGCUUCUUAAAGAAAAAAAUUAAAAAGUUGUUCUGUCUUGAAACUUCAACACACUUUUUCAAGUGGAGAGCUACAUUUUACAAAAAUAUCAAGAUUUUGGUGUACUAUAGUUCGUUAAUAACAGCUUCAUGAUAUUCAAAAACUCUGAAGAAAAAGUCACAAUAGAUCUCAUUUGAUGAAACAUGUACCAUUUUUCUAGAUUUGGAAAGCGUUUCGACCCAAUGGGCUACGCCGACUACCAGUGA